UCGUUGAAGAUAUGUCAUUGUAAUUUUGAAAAUAUGAAUUAUGUAAUUGCAAUUCAACCCAUAAUUAAUAUAGUUUUGUAUAAUUUACCUUAAUGAAAUAUUCCACGAGCUAAAAUUGUUUAACAAGAAAUGAGGAUAAGUGCCACAUGCCCGCUGGUCAACUAAUACUGUAGCACAGCGCAUUGGCCUUGGAUCUUGGUGUGGACUUUUCUAAGUUUUCUUGCAUACACCGGUUUUACCAGACCUGCCCGGAGGCACUGCUACUGAGUCCCCGAGUCACGGAGCACCAGACAGAGAGAGAAAUGAACCGAAAGAGGAGCUGAGAAGUGAGUGAGUGAUGCCUGACUGACUGUCACCGAGAUCAAGAUAAUGUCUGCAGCCGUCGACGACGUUGCUCCUCUUCUUCAUCUCUACAGAGACAGAGACAGAGACGGAGAAUCAUCCAUUUCUAAUGAGAUCCCAAGUCUUGUGCCCGCCUCACCAUCCAACGGCACACAUGCAUCGACGCCUAAUCAACGCCUGGCCUCUCUCGACGUCUUCCGUGGCCUCACCGUCGCGUUGAUGAUUUUGGUCGAUGAUGCCGGAGGAGCUUUCCCGUCGAUAAACCACUCUCCGUGGUUGGGCGUUACACUUGCAGAUUUUGUAAUGCCAUUUUUUCUUUUUCUUGUUGGCGUCUCCAUCAGUCUUGCAUUCAAGAAAAUACCCAGCAAGACAACUGCCACAAAGAAAGUCAUUCUUAGAGCAAUGAAUCUCUUUCUCUUGGGGUUGUUACUGCAAGGUGGGUAUUUCCAUGGGCAUGACCAUUUAACAUAUGGGGUUGAUGUGGGCAAGAUACGUUGGCUAGGUGUACUACAGAGGAUUUCAAUUGGAUAUUUGCUGGCUUCAAUCUCAGAGAUCUGGUUUGUGAACAAUAUUAUGGUUGAAUCACUGGUCGAUUUUGCUAGGAAAUACUACAAUCAGUGGCUGUUUGCUAUUGGAUUAUGCUUUUUUCACAUGUGCUUUCUGUAUGGUCUUUUCGUUCCAACUUGGGAAUAUGAAGCUGCAAGCUUGAAUUUGUCUCGUUCUGGACCUGGUACUCAAAUUGUUUAUUGUGGAGUGAGGGGUAGUCUUGAACCUCCUUGCAAUGCUGUUGGUUAUAUCGAUCGAGUUAUUCUGGGCGAGCAUCACCUUUAUCAACAUCCUGUUUACAGAAGAACAAAGGAAUGCAGUGUUAAUUCUCCUGACUAUGGACCUCUGCCCUCUGAUUCUCCUCAAUGGUGCCUUGCACCAUUUGACCCAGAGGGAAUCUUAAGUUCUCUGAUGGCUGCUGUUACAUGUUUUGUGGGAUUGCAUUUUGGGCACAUACUAUUGCAUUUCAAGGACCAGAAGCAGAGGAUAUCGUUAUGGUCUAUGUCCUCCUUUCCUCUUUUAAUAUUUGGAUAUGCUUUGAAGAUGCUUGGUAUUCCUUUCUGUAAACCACUAUACACAAUGAGCUAUACAUGUAUUACAGCAGGAGCAUCAGGCUUGAUGUUAUGCAUUAUCUUCUACAUAGUUGAUGUCAAACAUUUCAUAAAGGCGACAGUGUUGCUGCA
Messenger RNA from Pyrus x bretschneideri (Chinese white pear), 1571 nucleotides. RefSeq names its product heparan-alpha-glucosaminide N-acetyltransferase. Lineage: Eukaryota; Viridiplantae; Streptophyta; Magnoliopsida; Rosales; Rosaceae. The record is from RefSeq and is a predicted model, not a curated record.